This is a messenger RNA of Hordeum vulgare subsp. vulgare (domesticated barley), 1242 nucleotides long. Its product is annotated as UDP-galactose/UDP-glucose transporter 3-like. Gene Ontology annotation, biological process: UDP-galactose transmembrane transport. The record is from RefSeq and is a predicted model, not a curated record. The transcript has 7 exons. Lineage: Eukaryota; Viridiplantae; Streptophyta; Magnoliopsida; Poales; Poaceae. Gene Ontology annotation, molecular function: UDP-glucose transmembrane transporter activity; UDP-galactose transmembrane transporter activity. Gene Ontology annotation, cellular component: endoplasmic reticulum membrane; Golgi membrane. The coding region runs from base 51 to 1124 and encodes 357 amino acids.
GCGUGCAACCGAUCCCCCUCGCCGGCGAAGGCCACACGAACGAACGCGCCAUGGUGUCCGCGCGGAAGGGCCAAGGCCGGGGAGGCGGGGUCCGAAGCCGCCCCCGCGUCGACGGCGGCGGCAGCCUGGCUUCGCGCGUGGCCGUGCUCGCCUUCUGCGUCGGCGGGAUCUGGUCAUCCUACAUCACCCAGGGGAUCCUCCAGGAGACGCUAUCGACGAAGCGAUUCGGGCCAGAGGAGCGGCGGUUCGACCACCUCGCGUUCCUCAACUUCGCGCAGAACGUGGUCUGCUUCGUCUGGUCCUUCAUAAUGAUCAAGCUGUGGUCGGGUGGUAGCAGUCCUGCCGGGCGGGCGCCUCUUCUGAAGUACUGGGGCGUCAGCAUCACCAACACCAUCGGCCCGACCAUGGGGAUCGAGGCGCUCAAGUACAUCAGCUACCCGGCUCAGGUCUUGGCAAAAUCUUCUAAGAUGAUUCCAGUUAUGUUGAUGGGAACUCUACUCUAUGGUGUUAAGUAUACACUUCCAGAGUACUUCUGCACCUUCCUUGUUGCCGGGGGCGUGUCAUCCUUUGCAUUGUUGAAAACAAGCUCGAAGACUAUCAAGAAGCUUGCUAACCCUAAUGCUCCUCUUGGCUACGGAUUGUGCUUCCUCAACUUAGCUUUUGAUGGCUACACUAACUCGACCCAAGAUUUAAUCAAGUCCCGGUACCCCAAGACUAACCCUUGGGAUAUAAUGCUUGGCAUGAACCUCUGGGGAACCAUAUACAAUACUGUAAUUAUGUUUGUGGCGCCUUUACUGUUUAGUAACUGGCCAUACGCAAACGGUUUUGAGGCGGUGAGUUUUUGCCGGGAGAACCCAGAGGUGGCCUGGGACAUUCUCAUGUUCUGCCUAUGCGGUGCCGUGGGUCAGAAUUUUAUCUUCCUAACCAUCAGCCGAUUCGGUUCUCUUACUAACACUACCAUCACCACCACCCGCAAGUUCAUGAGCAUCGUCAUCUCAUCAGUUAUCAGUGGUAACCCACUGUCCAUGGAGCAAUGGGGAAGUGUUGUGAUGGUCUUUUCUGGCCUCUCUCUCCAAAUAUAUCUCAAAUGGAAGAGAAAGAAGGGCAGAGAUCACAAGGAAUGAACUUGGUUCUUAUAAGUACAUUUUGAUUUGUAGCUUUGAUUGCACACAUUUGUUGUGGAGAUAUCCGGGAGAUCAUUAAUGUAGUCCGUUGAAAUUAUAGAAAAGAGGUUUACAUUUA